Molecule: messenger RNA, 1053 nt
Organism: Aspergillus viridinutans
Lineage: Eukaryota; Fungi; Ascomycota; Eurotiomycetes; Eurotiales; Aspergillaceae
Product: putative allergen Asp F4-like
Exons: 1
Coding region: 1-1053 (350 amino acids)
Cellular component (GO): extracellular region
Molecular function (GO): IgE binding
Source: RefSeq, a predicted model, not a curated record
AUGAAGUGGGAGUCGUUCCUUUUGACAGCCAUCACCGCUGGCUCGGCCAUGGCUGGGGCCCAUCAUACACAGGAGCAUUCUCAUCGUCGUCAGCGUCUUGCUCACAAUGCAGAAUUGAAGGCUAGGCAGAUUGACGCCCAUGCCAACCUGGCGAUCAGCACCAAGACUAUCGUCAACCUCGAGGUUGUCACCAUGUACACCACUAUCACGCGACAUGCUCCUGCCCACGAGCCAACUACCACCGUUGCAGCCACAGAGACUUCCAUUGCUGACAGCCAGCCUCUCGCAAGCGUCAACCUCGACGUCUCUGUGAACCUUCUGGAUAUUCUUCCGGCCACCACCAGCACAGCCACUACAUUUAGUACCAGCACGAGCUCGAGCACUAGCACCAGCAGCGCCAGCUGGACCUCCACCCCUUCAAAUGGCGUGUACUCGACCGCUGGCUUCGGCCAACGCACCAACUCCACCGGCUCCGGAAUUGAGUACACCGGGAAUGUCGGCAGCCCCUGGGGCAGCAACAUCAUCGAGGUGACAGCCUCGACGGCCUCACAGUACAAGUACGUCGUGAAGUUUACAGGUAGCAACACCAACGACUGGUUCGUCUCAUUCUGGAAUAAGAUGGGCCCCGACGGCAAGCUGGACGGGUGGUACGGCCACUCGGCGCUCAAUUUCACCCUUGCGGCUGGCGCGACCAAGUACGUGGCCUUUGAUGAGAACUCGCAGGGAGGGUGGGGUGCCGCCGAGGGCGACUCGCUGCCGACGGACGAGUACGGCGGUUACGCCUGUACGUGGGGCGAAUUCGAUUUUGGGAAUACCGAUAACGCUGAGUGGUCUGGGUGGGAUGUGUCUGCCAUCCAGGCGCAGAAGGCGGGUCUGACGGUGCAGGGGAUGAGGAUCUGUGAUUAUAAUGGGGAGGAUUGCUCGUAUAUCACGACUACAGCCGCCAAUGUGGUGAAUGCGUACACGGCGGCGGAGGCGUCUGUUGACGGUAUCGGGGGUAGUGUGAGUGCCGGCGCGGUGAGAUUGGUGGCAGAGGUUGAUUACAGCGGUUGA